CUGCGCAUGCGUGAGCCUCAGUUAAGCGAGUGGAGCGUGCUGAGUGUGAGUGAGGGUGAUAGCGUCUGUGGCUGAGGAAGAGGAAGCAGCAUUUGAACACACUGAGAGCUUCAGAACUGUGUCACUGACAUAAAGAAGGACUGAAUCAACAAAUAAUUUAUAGAGAGAAGAAUGAACAUUAUCUUGACUUUCACUCUACUGAUGAUUCCUGGUGCUGUGACCUCCAUCAUUGUGACAGGAUAUUCAGGGGGUGGAGUCAUCAUCUCAUGCAAAUAUGAGAAACAAUAUAAGACGAAUGUGAAGUAUUUUUGUAGAGGUCAGUGGUCAACAUGCUCCGACCUCAUCAGAACUGAUAUGAAAGAUAAAUUGGUGCAGAAAGAAAAAGUUUAUCUGUAUGACAACACAAGAGCUGCAGUCUUCAUUCUGAUCAUCAGACAUCUGAAGAAACAGGAUACUGACAAAUAUUAUUGUGGAAUUUAUCGUCCAGUCGCACUGGACUCCAAAACAGAAGUGCAUCUGAAAGUUAGAGAAGGUGAUCAGAUCAGGACUGUGAGAGGAUAUUCAGGUGGAAGUGUCAUUAUAAACUCCAAAUAUGAGCAUGAACACAAGUGGAAGUUGAAGUAUUUUUUGAGAACUGAAACACUUCGUCAGUAUUCUGAACAGAUAUCCACAAAGAAAGUUGAGGAGUGGCAGCACAAUGGCAGAUUCUCUAUUCAUGAUAACAGAUCUGCAGAUCUCUUGCAAGUGUUUAUCACAGAGCUGGACGUGGAAGAUUCUGGAGAUUAUACAGUUGUGUUUAAAGUUUCUGAAGACUACAGUUUCUUCUCUGAACUGAACCUGGUUGUAAACGAUGAUGGUUGUUGUGAGAACAUCAUCAGACUCGCAGCUACUUCAGAAGAAUCUGUGAACGUCAGCUGCAGAUAUCCACAAUCUCACAGGAGCGACCGCAAGUUUCUCUGCAGAAGAUCUGGCACUUAUAAAUGUUCUCAGAUAGCAUCCGUAAAUGAGAGCAGAAGAUGGACACUAGAAAGACAGUUUCAUCUGUAUGGUGACAGAGAAGAUCAGCUCCUGACUGUAAGCAUCAGCAAUGUCACUCAACACAAUUCAGGAGAAUACUGGUGUGGAGUUGAAUCUGAUCAACAAUACAUGAUCUUCAUUACACAAGUCCAGCUCACUGUUACUGGGACAAAUAAUCUAAUACCAUCACCAUCAUCUUCUUUCUUCUCAUCCAUCACAACUCCACUGAUCACAGAAACCUGUAGAUCUAACAUCACAUCUGUGUCUCCAUUAUCAUCAGACUGGUCUCUGAUCAUCAGUCUGUCUGUUGUUCUGGUUCUGAUCUUUGUUGGACUCUUAUUACUGAUAGUGGCUCUCUAUAAGAGGCGUCAGACUCAAGGCGCUGACUCCUCAUCCAAAGUAUCUCACAUCGGACCAGGACAAAAUGAAGUGGUUCCUCAAAAGGCUUGUGAUUACGAGGAAAUUACAGACAUCAGACUUUACAAUGAUUCAGAUACAGGAAGAUCCACUGUCUACAGUACUGAACAAAUAGCCAAAAAUCCAUUUGAUUCUAUUCAAACCACAGUACAAUUACUCACUAAACCCUCUGAUUUUGAUAUUGCUCUUUAUUCUACAGUUCAAGAUCCCAGAAGUGACAGGUCUGCUGAGGAUCUGAAUUAUGCAGUGGUGAACUUUCACAAGAAACCUGACUGUGCUGAUCGUAUCAAUUUUAGCAAUAAUCAGAAUGACAGUGAUUAUGCUACUGUCAGCUAUGACACUGUUUGAGCAGAAAAUGUUUAUUUGUAAUUAAGUUAUUGAAAAGGAUAAACAGGUGAACAAUAUCGGAGUAAGAAUGUGUGUAGAAGUGUCUGGCUUCAUGAGUGAGUUAAAGAUAAAACAUUCUUUGUAUCAUUUGAAGUAUUUGCCUGUAACUCAUGCCGGAUGUGCCAUACCGUAUAUGCACCUGUAUACAAUUACAGCGUGUUGGCAUAAAACCAUCAACAUACUAUUACAGUUAAUGUAUUUCUGAACAUUUAAACAUUCAUUUGCAUCUGUAUUGAAAUGAUAUUGAAUGGUAAAUAUUAUGGGUUCUUGUUUAGCAGCUGUUCUUGGUCUGUAUUAAUGUCACUUACACUGUAUGGAGUUUGGACUGAUGGCCAUUAGAGGGCAUAGUUUGAGCUGGUCUUUCUUAAUUGCCUGUUUCCUGUUACAGCUUUCUUCUAAGUCUGUAAAUCAACCGGGUCAAAUUGAUUUUUUAUAACAUAAUUUCUAAAUGCAUGAUAUUAAUCAUUUUAACAUUGCCGGAUUUAAAUCACCUCCAUGGAUGAAAUGACGUUCCAGACCAAAAAAGUUAAAGUUACGUUGAUGUAAACCAGUGUUAAACGUUCAGCAUACAAGGUAAAGUUGAUGUAAAUGUAUAUGAUAUUGAACAAUUAUGUACCAAAUUCCAAUAAAACACAAAUGUGUAAAUGAAAUGAAA
Myxocyprinus asiaticus (Chinese sucker) is the source of this 2476-nucleotide messenger RNA. RefSeq names its product polymeric immunoglobulin receptor-like. The record is from RefSeq and is a predicted model, not a curated record. Lineage: Eukaryota; Metazoa; Chordata; Actinopteri; Cypriniformes; Catostomidae. The transcript has 9 exons. Bases 172 to 1782 code for a protein of 536 amino acids.